This is a messenger RNA of Bubalus bubalis (water buffalo), 2411 nucleotides long. It is a transcript of the gene TMEM237, whose product is annotated as transmembrane protein 237. The transcript is spliced from 13 exons. The record is from RefSeq and is a predicted model, not a curated record. NCBI's taxonomy places the organism in Eukaryota, Metazoa, Chordata, Mammalia, Artiodactyla, Bovidae. Gene Ontology annotation, biological process: cilium assembly. Gene Ontology annotation, cellular component: ciliary transition zone. The coding region runs from base 532 to 1845 and encodes 437 amino acids.
CCCCAGUCUGGAAGCUCGCGCAUCCGCCCCUUCGGUGCUCACAGGAGAGGGACUGGGAGCGGGGGCCAGAAGUUCUUCCCAGGGCCGGACCCGAACUCCAAAAGCCGGGCGGAGAGCCAGGCGUGAAGUUUCCGGGGUGGGGGUGGGGUCUGAGUGAGGGUGUUGCCAUGACGACGCCUCACUCACUUCGACCCCGCCCCUGCGGGUGCGGGGGCUGCCAGCGAGGCCCUUAUCGACUCCUCCCAGGGAGCAUUUUAGCUGCCCAGGAAAGAGAUUUGUUUGCCAGCAGGGACUUUUAAUCCUGGUCUUCUCUCACUUCUCUCGAACAAAUCACUGCAACCACUUGGGAAACCAUGGGGAAAAUCGUGAUUACUACCCCGCAUCCGCCGGAGUCUCCCCUCCCGGGGCUCCGACUCCAACGCCCACCGCAAGAGUAGCCCGGAAAAGCCACACCGGGUCUCCGUGCUCCCCCUCGCUCCCACCCUGCUGCGUGGAGGCUGGGGGUCAGAACGGCCUGUGCGGCGCAGCUUGAUGACGCAUUGCGCCUGCGCGCGCGGCCAGCGAGGCGGGUGUGAACCCCGGCGGGGUGUGUUACCCGCGCCUGGGAACCGGCAGCCGCCGGAGAGCCCAGCUUUAGACGCAAUGGGGAAGAAGCAGGUGCGUCCUCCACGAGCCCUUCCACCUGUGCCAAGUGCUAUUCAAGAUGAUAUUCCACUUAGUCGUCCUAAGAAAAAGAAGCCCAGAACGAAAACCCCGCUUGCUAGUGCUUCUUCAGAAGGUCUUGUUCAGACUGCUGUUCAGAGGCCACCUGAGGGCAGCGAGCCACCAACCAAAGACUCCACAGAACAUCAAGAAGCUCCUGUUCAACGGAGGCAGAAGAAAACAAGGCUACCUCUUGAAUUGGAGACUACCUUUACCCAGAAGAAGACAGCUAGUCCAUCUUUAUUACCAAAUGAAAAUGGUAUCAAUGUGGAGCCAGAUGAGGAGCCAGUUAUUCAGAAACCUCGAAGGAAGAUGAAGAAAACCCAGCCAGCGGAAUUACAUUAUGCCAAUGAACUAGGAGUUGAAGAUGAAGACAUAAUUACUGACGAGCAAAGUAGUCCAGAACAACAAUCUGUAUUCACUGCACCCACGGGCAUUAGCCAGCCUGUAGGCAAAGUGUUUGUGGAAAAAAGCAGGCGAUUCCAGGCUGCUGAUCGUUCAGAGUUGAUUAAGACCACAGAAAAGAUCGAUGUGUCAGUGGACAUGAAGCCUUCCUGGACGACCAGAGAUGUUGCACUGUUGGUGCAUCGGGCUUUCCGGAUGAUUGGUGUCUUCUCCCAUGGCUUCCUGGCUGGCUGUGCUGUGUGGAACAUUGUUGUGAUCUAUGUUCUGGCAGGAGAUGAGCUUUCUGACCUCUCAAACCUUCUGCAACAAUACAAGACAUUAGCAUAUCCAUUCCAGAGUCUUCUCUACUUGCUUUUGGCUCUGAGUACAGUUUCAGCCUUUGACAGGAUUGACUUUGCUAAAACAUCAGUAGCAAUCCGAAAUUUUCUUGCUCUGGAUCCAAGAGCUUUAGCAUCUUUCUUGUACUUUACUGCUCUUGUAUUAUCUCUGAGUCAACAAAUGACAAGUGACAGAAUCCACCUUUACACACCUUCUUCUGUUAACGGUAGCCUUUGGGCAGAAGGAAUUGAGGAGCAGGUUCUUCAGCCAUGGAUUGUGGUGAAUCUGGUGGUGGCCAUUCUGGUUGGGUUAUCUUGGCUUAUUUUGUCUUACAAGCCAGGCAUGGAUCUUAGUGAAGAGUUGAUGUUCUCCUCGGAUGUGGAAGAAUAUCCUAAUAAAGGAAUCAAAGCCUCUUCAUAGUGCCAACUCACCUUCUGAGUAAUGACCUAGUAUUUAGAAUUUUUCCCAUUCUUGUUUUUAAAUGUAUUUUUAUAUAUGUACAGAUGUAUUUGGAAUUGAUUUUUGAUAUAUAAUACUGAACAAUUUCUCAGGAUUAUGGAAAAUGUUAAAAUUGUAUCUGCAAUUUAUACCCAAACAUUAAUUUCUAUAGCAUUAUCGUCUUUAUGAUGAAGUAGAUAAUGAACUAGAAACCAACAGGUGAAAGUGUUUAUUUCCUGUUUUUUCAGAUUAGUUGCAUUUAUAAUCAUUAUCUUUAAAAGCAGUAAUACAGUGCUUUUAAAAAAGCCAUAACUUUAGUGUUACAAAAUAUCUAUCAAGUUUAAACAUAAGUUUAGAGAAUAGAGAAGAAGUGGAGGAAAAGGACCUUCAUUAUUUAUUUUUCAUGUUUCCUGACUGAAUAAAUUGAAAUAUGAAUUUUGUCAUUUUUGAAACUGGUUCAGUGGUUGUGUAUCAUGUAGUAAGUAAAAUGUAAUUUAGCUUGAAAGAUGGCUAAUAAAAAGGAAAUGUAACUUUCGUUUGAGAAGUUA